Acanthopagrus latus (yellowfin seabream) is the source of this 2594-nucleotide messenger RNA. It is a transcript of the gene p4htm, whose product is annotated as prolyl 4-hydroxylase, transmembrane (endoplasmic reticulum). Gene Ontology annotation, cellular component: endoplasmic reticulum. Gene Ontology annotation, molecular function: L-ascorbic acid binding; iron ion binding; procollagen-proline 4-dioxygenase activity. NCBI's taxonomy places the organism in Eukaryota, Metazoa, Chordata, Actinopteri, Spariformes, Sparidae. The record is from RefSeq and is a predicted model, not a curated record. Gene Ontology annotation, biological process: peptidyl-proline hydroxylation to 4-hydroxy-L-proline. Bases 498 to 1988 code for a protein of 496 amino acids. The transcript has 9 exons.
UUGGCGUGUAAACUGUCAAGCACACAAAGACUGGAAUGUUUUUGUUAUGCGCUCACAUGCUCACUCUUUGAUUUUAAAGCACGGUUGUUGCGCUCGGUCGAUGCUGGGUCGGGUUUAUGAAGCAGGUUCGCCGGAUGAGCCCCGCCGUGGUUCGGGAUGCGCAGUGCUGCUGACUGGGACUGCUGCAGCGUAAACAAGACGGUCCGAGGCUGCAGCGCCGCUGUCUGUGGCUGAAAACACUACGACACAGUUUCAGCGCCGGUUCACCUGUCUGCUUUAAACCGAGCACGGCUUCAUCAUGAACCGACCGUGGGUUUUUCAACGACUUCAGUUCUGCAGAAAAGAGGCUGGCCUGGUUUUCUUCUUUUAAUUAAAGCCGGACAUCUGUCAGCCUGCACAUCUGCCGCCUCUGAGCAAAUGUUCACCCUGCCGUUUGAUUAAUCAGAUGGACUUUGCUGCCGAGGGAAGUAUCAGCUCCCUCUUGAUUCUCAGGAAAGAUGACUGACAACCAGGAAAGCCCAGACGCGGAGGACACCGCUCCGUCCGGGAGCGCGACCUUGCCGCCUCUCCGGCCGCCGUGCGAGCGACUCCAGUGCCACAAGAGCAGCGUGUGCUCCCGCUCCUACUUCGUGGUGGUCAUGGUGUUUUUUCACGUAUACAUCAUAAAUGUCAUUGCACUGCUGUUUUACGUGCACUACAACAGCGGGCAGGAGGAUGCGAGCAGAAGUCGUGACGCUCCGAGCAGCAACCAGCGGCGCCCCGAGCCGGGACCUCCGCCAUCGAAGCCAGAGUUUCUGCGUGAUGUGUCCUUAACAAGAAUCGAGGGGAUAAGGGUGGGGCAUGUGCAGAGGGUGUCACUGGUGCCAGGCAAAGUGCACGAAAUGCGCACGCUGAGUAUGAAACCUCUGCUGUUCGAGAUCCCUGACUUUUUGUCGGAGGACGAGUGCCGGGUUGUGAUGCAGCUUGCCCAGCUAAAGGGUCUGAUGGAGAGCCAGCUGAUGGUGCAGGAUGGCCAGGAGGAGCUGGCCAAGGAGCUCAACCUCAGCCCAGAGGAGAUCUUCAACCUCCUCGAUAUCAACCAGGAUGGACAGUUGCAGCUCCAUGAGAUACUGACUCACUCUCGCGUGAGGGACGGCAUCUGGCUCACACCGGAGAAUCUGCGAGAAAUCUACGAUGGGCUCAAAGCUGACAAGGACGGUAAUGGUUUGCUGAGUCUGGAGGAGUUCAGGGUCCUGAGCAACGAUGCCUUCCAGCGCUUCCUGAUGCAGCAAGGGGUGAAGAGGAGUCAGCUGGUGAGGAACAGCAGACACACCUGGCUGUAUCAAGGCAAAGGAGCACACCGGGUCCUCCAAGACAUCAAGGCGAGGGUGACUCGCCUCACACGGCUCCCACCCACAUUAGUGGACCUCAGUGAGCCGCUCCAGGUGGUCCGCUAUGAGGAGGGAGGACACUACCACGCCCACCACGACAGCGGGCCUGUGUAUCCUGAAACAGCCUGCACACACACACGCAUCGCAGCCAACACCUCCACUCCCUUUGAGACGUCUUGCCGGUACAUCACAGUUCUCUUCUACCUGAACUCUGUUGAGGGGGGUGGGGAGACCGCAUUCCCUGUGGCAGACAACAGGACCUAUGAUGAAGUGUCUCUCAUACAGAAUAAUGUCGAUCUUUUGGACACCAGAAGGAACUGUAACAAGAGUAACCUGAGGGUAAAGCCGACCAAAGGGACAGCUGUUUUCUGGUACAACUACCUGUCUGAUGGAAGAGGUUGGGUGGGCGAGCAGGAUGAAUACGCUCUGCAUGGGGGCUGCAUGGUCACCCACGGCACUAAGUGGGUCGCAAAUAAAUGGAUCAACAUUGAUCCGGAUUACCAGCGGCAGGCUCGCUACCAGCAGCUGGUUUCACAGCAGCCAGAGGAAGAGGAUGAUGAUGAAGGUGUGAUUGUGAACCCAGACACACAAAGUUCUGAUAUCCAUCAAGACUUGUAGCUCAUAAACCAAAUUCAUAAAAAAAAUAAAUAAAAAAAAAACAACAAAAAAAAAGAAAACAAAAAUCUACCUAGCCUUCCUCAGACCCGUGCACAACUUCUUUGGCAACGUCCUCUGUGACUGGUAUGUAGAGACAAGAUUUAUUCAGGGAACGAGGUCACAGUGGGUUUAUGCAACUGUAAAGAGAUGCUUUUGUUAAUUAUUGCUCGGAUAUUGUUAUCCUGUUAUUUUUUAAUCUGCUGUAAUUUCCCAUUUUAGGAAUGUUGCACAAGAAACUCAGUAAAAAUCCCUUUGCAUGCUUUAGCUUCACAGGUUUUGCUGUUGCUAUGCGCAAAAAAAAAAAUUGCACUUGAAAAUUGAAAUGGCUCCUGUAAACAUUUCAAUGUCCUACCUUGUUAUUGCUGCCAUGACCAAAAAAGGCUCACACACCGUCAGUGUGAUGCAUGUUGCCUUGAGUUUGUUCCUGGAUUUAAGAAUUCCUUUAUGCCAGAUUCUUAUUGAAAUGUCUUGUUUGGAUGUUUUAUGAACGAUUUAUUUAUUCAUUUAUAUUAUUUCCUUAAAAUGCACUGUUUCACUCCCACACUUAAUAAAAUCAAAUUCAACCUA